Molecule: messenger RNA, 951 nt
Organism: Anopheles marshallii
Lineage: Eukaryota; Metazoa; Arthropoda; Insecta; Diptera; Culicidae
Product: dehydrogenase/reductase SDR family protein 7-like
Exons: 4
Coding region: 1-951 (316 amino acids)
Cellular component (GO): membrane
Molecular function (GO): oxidoreductase activity
Source: RefSeq, a predicted model, not a curated record
AUGAAGAGCCUUACAGAACGAUCCGCUGGGUCACUUUAUUGGUGGGUGCUUGCCACGCUGUUUCUCCCGUUAGCAAUCCCGGGGCUGGUGCUCAAGUUACUGACGAUGGUGAAGGAACAACGGAACGCGCGUAAUUUAAACGGAAAGGUCGUUCUGAUAACUGGAGCAAGUUCGGGGCUGGGAGAAGCUUUGGCCCAUAGUUUCUUUCUUGCCGGUUGCAAAAUCGUGCUAGCAGCACGCCGCAAGGACGAGUUGGAACGCGUACGGAAGGAUCUACUCGAGCUUCAUACGACCGUUCCGACACAUCCACCAAUCAUACUUCCGUUGGACCUUUCCGAUCUGAACAGUAUUACCGACAAGGUACAGAGCGUACUGGAAAUUCACGGUGCGAUCGAUAUUCUGGUCAACAAUGGUGGCAUCAGCGUACGUGGCGAUGCGCUGUCGACUGCCAUCGACGUCGACAUACGGAUAAUGCUGGUCAAUUACUUCGGCACCGUCGCCAUGACGAAGGCAUGUCUGCCGUCGAUGAUUGCCCGAAAGGAGGGCCGUAUCGUGAACAUUUCCAGUGUGCAAGGAAAGUUUGCCAUACCGUACCGUUCGGCGUACAGCGCAUCCAAGCAUGCCCUGCAAGCCUUUUGCGACAGUUUGCGAGCGGAAGUGGCAAAAGAUAACAUUAAAGUUACACUGAUUUCACCCGGUUACAUUAAUACUGCAAUAUCGAUGAAUGCACUUACCGGUUCCGGUGCUACCUAUGGUAAAAUGGACGCUGCUACGGCCGGUGGUGCAUCGGCGGAGGACGCCGCGUCCGGCAUCCUGAAAGCGAUCGCACGGGAUGAGAAGGACAUCAUCAUGGCACCGAUCGCACCGCGAGCCGCUUACUGGUUGCGCCAUGCAAUACCGUCCCUUUACUUCUGGAUAAUGAAGAAGCGUGCGGAAAAACUAAACUCCUAA